Alternaria atra is the source of this 6522-nucleotide messenger RNA. RefSeq lists its product as uncharacterized. Gene Ontology annotation, molecular function: protein binding. The transcript has 4 exons. The record is from RefSeq and is a predicted model, not a curated record. Bases 1 to 6522 code for a protein of 2173 amino acids. Lineage: Eukaryota; Fungi; Ascomycota; Dothideomycetes; Pleosporales; Pleosporaceae.
AUGGCUUCGGCCACGAAGGUCCAACAUUCGAAAUUCGACGCGCAGUCCUUCAACCCCGGACUAAACGUCCUCUAUCCCAGUGAUGAGCAGGCGACGUCAAAGUUCUCGAUCAAAGUUGAGAUCAUCGCCAUUCCGGGCCUAGGCGCAGAUCCUGAAUAUACAUGGAAGAAGGACAAAGUGCAUUGGCUACGCGAUGCGAACAUGCUACCCAAAAAGAUACCGCAUGCCAAGAUCAGCGUGUUCCAAUACCAGUCGCAGUGGUUUGGGAAAGGAUCUGUUGACGAACGCAUCGACAACGUUGCAAACAAACUGCUACAUGGACUUGACCGAUCUAGAAACGAGACUAAGACACCCAUUAUCUUUAUCUCACAUUGUCUAGGUGGCAUCAUCCUCGAAAAGGCAUUACUCAUGUCGAGAUCACGCCAGAAAGAUUUCCCCAACGUAUAUCCCUGGAUCGCAGGAUGUUUCUUCCUCGGUACACCUUUUCACGGUACAUCGAGCCAGUCCAAGGCAAUGGUUCUAGCAUCCAUGGCCGAGGUUGCCGGCUGGGGCACGCCAUCGAGCCUGCUAAAGGUUCUAGAAAAGGACUCGGAGAUCUUGCGUAGUCUCCUCACGGAGUUCUCUUUCAUGGCAAGAGAGGCCCAGUUUCGACUACUUUGCUUCUGGGAAGAGAACGAUAGCGAUCUGGUAAAUUACCUGGUCAAGGGAAUUUCAUGGUUAAAGAGCAAAGAGCGCAUCGUUGACCAGUCUUCCGCAACGAUCGAGUCAUUCGAUAGCAUCUCUCUCAUGUCAGACCAUUUUCAACUCAACAAGUACACGGGGCCAAAGGAUGGAAACUUCACUUCCGUCUCUGACGAGAUCCGUGAGACAGCCAACAAGGCGGAUAUCAUCAUCAAAACGCGUCAAAACAUGCUUCGACAGGCUCAGGUCGAUGAUCGCACAUAUCAUAGCAUGAUGGAUGCUCUAAGCAAAGGCUUUGCCGACGUAGAAGCCGCUGUAAAGGGCACUUAUAAAGGAGUAAAGGGCACGAAGUUGUCGUCUGUGAUAGAGAUCGACAGCUUCCAGACCUGGAAGAACUCGGUUGCACGUCCUCUUCUCUGGAUCCACGGAAAAGCGGGUACAGGUCAAGGCGCGAUUGCUGCUUCUGCUCUUGAGUAUCUCGGACAAAUGCAAAGCAACAAUUCCAUGAUUAUAUCGUUCUUCUGCGACCAAGGCGAUACUAUGAGAAGAUCGCUAAAAGGUUUGCUGCAAAUGGUUGUCCGCCAGAUGAUCGAUUUGGACCAAGAUCUUGCGCGCCAUCUGCUCUCAGAUUCCCGGAGCAGCAAAGACGCUGGGAAGCAAAGUUUUGACACCGAGGAGACACUCAAGGUGCCUGCAUUAUGGGUAGCACUACACAAGAUGGCGCGGGAUCUGUCUCGCACUAAUGUCUUCGUUGUGGUGUACGGAGUGGAGCAACUUGCAGAGGAGUCGUUGGAACAAUUCCUGCAGUACAUGACAGAGACUCUAGACACCGAGGCUGUGACGCACGACGAAGAGGAGUAUAAACCCAUCAAAUGGCUACUGCUGAACCGUAGCGGCCGUCCGAACAUCGAGAAGUGCUUGAGGCCGAGAUCAUUAGAGAUCAACUUGAACGAUGCGGAAAACUCUGCGCAGGUCAGUGACGAUCUCAAAGCGCACAUAUCUGCCAACGUCGACGAACUUGAGCUUCCGUCAUCUUUGGCAUACUUUGUGAAGCGCCACAUCUACUCACGCGCGGAAGACAAUUGGAUCUACGUCAGUCUAGUUAUACAGGAAGUCAAGAAUGCCUGGGGUUCCGGACGUAUCCAACACGCAGAAAUCCGGAAAUUGCUAGAGUCGUUCCCGUAUGGUUUGACGGAUAUGUUCGAGCACGUGCGAAAGCGUGUUCUGAACCCGCAGGCUGAGGGUUAUGAAUACACAAAAGAGAUAUUGCGUUGCAGGGUUCUGGCGUACGUAGCGCCGACGAUGCGUGAGCUCGCUGUUAUGGCUGGACUGCCUUCGGAUGAUCGGGACGAUCUGGAAGAACUCAAAGCUUACAUAGUGCGCUGUGGAGCUUUCUUUACCUUGAGAGGCAACGACUGGGAUCUAGACAAUAGCACCGUUGAGUGGAUCGACAUCUCUGCACAAGAGCAUCUCCGCAAGUAUGCAAAGAACGAUCUGUCUCUGGACCUCGACGAUAUGCAGCAUGGGAUCAUCGCCUUACGAUCGUUGGAGUAUAUAUAUCAAGCCAUCGAACACCAAGAUGGCUCAGAGCACGAAGAUGAACAAGAAGAGCCAACGGAAGAGCCUGAUGUCGAAGAAGAAGAAGAAGUUCCGGAAACCGCCGAUGCCGGCAGCAGAUCAGUUCAGGAUAGCGUAAGCCAACACAGCGAACAGCAGGAAGACGAUGAGACCGCCGAAGAUGUUGAUUCAUCCUCAGAUGUGGAAGAGGAUGAAGAUGAAGGUCUGCUAGAUGUCGAUCUACGAUAUCCUGUUCGGUAUUGGAUGGAACAUGCGAAGAGAGCCCCUCCGGACGUUCUCGAAGAGAUCGACUUUGACCACUCGUUUUGGCAGCAAGGCUCUGAUGCUCGCCAAAGAUGGUGGAAGACCAUAGAAGAUGUUCAUAACAUGACAGAUCAGAAGGACAUAUCACCACUUCACGUCGCUGUGAUCCUCGAAUUUCCUGCCUUGGUCGACCACAUCCUAAAUCACAAUGGAACAUCUGACGUUCACGCACAAGACUCGUUAGGGUUUCAACCUCUGUACUACGCAUGCGAAGGUGGCUGCGACGAGAUUGUCAAUGCGUUGCUUGGAGCAGGCGCUGACGUUGAUUUCUCGAGCAGCAGUGCCAACCCGACUGCGCUCCAUGCUGCAUCGUCCAACGGCCACUACGAUAUCGUCAGCACAUUACUCGACCGCGACGCCGAUAUCAAUGCAACAUCUCCUGAUCAAGGAACGGCGCUCUACGCGGCUGCUGGCAACCUUGAAAACCGCAUCGUGAAGCUUUUGCUGAACCGUAACGCAAACGUCAACCUCAUUGGUGGGCCUGGUCGACGAGCGCUAAACAUCGCCGCUUUCUCAGGCAAUAUCGAGGCUGUCCGUAUCUUGAUUGAACAGGGCGCCGAAAUUGAUCCAAAUGAGGAUUAUUUCUACGGGUCUGCACUUGGUGCCGCAGCCCGCCGUGGACAUGCCGACGUCGUCCGGCACCUUUUAUCGCAAUCAUGGAACCCUAGCCGCCCAAUGAAGACUUAUGGAAGCUUUCUGAGCGUAGCCGCUACGUACAACCAUCUGGAAGUUUUCCAGGUUCUGCUCGAGAAAGAAGAACGGAUUUUCGUGCUUGAACAGGCGCUGCAAGCCGCGGCCCAACGGGGCUACGCUCCUAUCGUCAAGGCCAUCCUGGACAAGGAGUCAGAGCUUUCGGCAUGUACCAUUAGGUAUCAGAGAGCGUUCUCUUUGGCAGCGUUCUAUGGUCGCACGGAAGUGCUCAAGUUACUCCACCCAAAGGGAAUUGAUCAAGCGCAACUAGAUGAGGCACUGUACCAGGCCACCGACAAUGAGCAUCUCGAUACCGUGAAGUUACUUCUAGAAUUUGGCGCCGAUCCGGACACGGAAGGACCUACGUACGGGUUCGCAUUAGCCGCCAGUGCAUAUGACGGUACAACGGACAUCAUGAAAGCUCUCCUCGCCAAAGGAGCAAACGUGAACAAACGCGGUGGAGAUUAUGGCACAUGCCUUCAGGCAGCUGCAUGGUUCGGCGAUGUUGAUAAUGUCCAAUUGCUGCUCGACCAUGGAGCCAAGCUCAAUACUGAGCCUAUCGGUUAUUAUGGAAACGAAUUGCAAGCCGCUGUACACACUGGAAAUGAAGAGACCAUUCGUCUUCUAAUCAAAGAAGGGGCUGACGUCAAUGCGUUCGGCGGGCACUUUUCGUAUGCGAUCGUUGCCGCAGUUGAGCAAGGCGACAGCACUGCGACUAGGAUUUUGCUUGAACAUGGCGCCCACGUCAACGUACGCGGAGGCGAUGACAAUUGGCCAGUGAUAUCACUGGCGGCGUCCACUUUGCUUACGGAAGACCUGGAGCUGGUCUUGAAGAACGUUGCAGACAUCAAUGCAGCUUGCGCCAGAGGCACGACAGCCUUGAUCAAUUGCGCCGAUGCAUGCGAUAUAGACGGAUUGAAAUUUCUUAUCGCGCAUGAUGCCGACGUGCACAUCUCAAGUGAGAAGUACGGCACCGCCCUUCAUGCCGCAGCUGCUGAAGGUGAUGAGGACUGUUGUGAGGUGCUGCUUGAAGCUGGAGCGGACGUCAAUGCAGUUGGAGGUCCCUACGGAACACCAUUACAAGCUGCGGCAUGGGCAGAGGAUAUGGAGAGUGUCCGCGUUUUGUUGAAGGCCGGUGCCGAUAUUACCAUUACCGAGCCCAUAUCUGGCGAGUAUGGUACAGCCCUACAGGCCGCUUGUGCUGCUGGUUCUUUCGACAUCGUUCAAGAGUUGUUGCAGCAUGGUGCAGCGGUCAAUAUCCGGCCAGCCAAUGGAAAGUUUGGCGGCGCGCUAUCUGCGGCUGCUGCCGGUGGGUUUGGGAAGAUUGUCAAGCUGCUCAUCAAGCAUCACGCUGAUGUAAAUGCUAGCGGUGGCUUACACGGAUUCCCUAUCCUGGCCGCUGCUCAGUCUGGCGUUUUACCGGUUGUUCAGCGCUUGCUCGGCAACGGCGCUAACGCCUCAGCUUUAGGAGGCCUGCUUGGCUCAACCGUAGCUGCUGCAGUUCACGGAAACGAUUUAGAUAUUAUGCGGUUACUCAUAGAACACGGGGCCGAUGUGCAUGCAAAAGGAGGGAAAUAUGGAGACGCUCUCCAGACAGCGGCAAUGAAGGCUGAUCUAUCUAUCAUUGACGAGCUACUCGACCGAGCCAUCGAACUCGUUAACCACCGCGCAGGCAAAUACAACACUGCUCUCGUAGCUGCAUCUUACUUCAACCGUAUGGAUGUGGUUGUCAAGCUACUAGAUGCCGGAGCAGACUUUCGGGUUCAAGGCGGGAUAUAUCGAAGUGCCAUCGCCGCGGCUUCUAUCAGAGGCAACAAGAUCAUCCUAGAGAAGUUUCUUGCGAUGAAACCUCCAGAUCACCUACUGGAUGAAGCGCUCGUUGAAGCUUGCGCUUAUCGUCAAUCAGCCUGCGUUGACACCUUGCUAAAAGCUGGCGCUAACGUCUACGCCCGACACCCGACUCGAGGUUCGGCGAUCGAAGCACUUGAUGCUCCAGAAGAAGAAGGCUAUAACUCAGACUUGGAGGAUGAUGACGAGGACGAUGGUGAUUCCGACGAUGAGGAAGAAGAAGAUACCGAGGAUGACGAAUGGGAGGGUGACAACGUCUCCGUGGCGGGACAGACCGACGAAGGCAGCGUCACUGACCUAGAACUGGAAGAAGAGUUGUCUGAAGAGGCGAAGAUACGGAAGCUGUUGAAAGAGGCACAGGAUCGCUGCAAACGCAAUCCGACGGUGAAGCGGUUCAGAACCGUGAAACGCCGAGAGAUUCCAGCAAGUCUCAGCAUUGGGAUACACCGCCGUCCUCCGGUACCACCUUUGCCCUCGACAGUGGAGUACGUUUCCUCCAGCGUACAGGGCGAUGCAAAGGAGUCUGGACCAACCUACAGCCAGCACCCUCAAGAGCCAUGGAGUUUACCUUUUCACCUCAGGUCAGAUAACGCAGAGGCUACAACUCAUGCUAGUAACUCAACCUCGCCACCGCCAGUUCCAUCAUAUGCUGGAUAUCCGGCCCCGUUGUUCGCUCAAGGCAAAGUGCAGUCUCCACCAUCAUCGCCAGAGCGAAUGCGAUCACCCAUGGAAGAUCGACAACGGCAAUACUCGGCCUCGUCCCUAGCAUCACAAAGGCACAACUCAGCCGGAUCGGUACCUGGUGUACCUCAACCCAACAGCACGCCUUUGAGGAAGGGUAGCGCGGAUCAUGCACUCAAGAGACAGAGUAAGGCUGUCAACCGCAAGUCAGUCGCCAAUCUGGAAGCGCUUAGCCGCUACCAUCAACAGCGACAGUCCAUGCCACCCCUGGAUCGAUCGAUCUCUGAGCACGACUAUGCUGCGCCGGGUCAUCAGGUUGGAUCCCCACCACCUCAACUCGGACCUCCUCUAAUGGCUUCACAAGGCAACUACACUGGGUCUAUGAAUCAAUCAUAUCCGCCACCACUGCCACACCGACAAUCACAGCAGUUCGGUCAGCCACAGCAAUGGAUAUAUCAAGGGCCACCGCAGCCACCGCAACAACAGUACUCACCUCACACCUCGCCGCCACCACCACCUCGACAUCCAGUGCAGCAACCAUAUUUACCCUAUCCUUAUCAAAGUGCGGCCUCGUCUCCGGCCUCGAUCCAGAGCAGCCAACACACGAACGCUGGUAGCCAGUAUGCACCCUGGGAUACGCCCAGCUCGAGUACAAGCACAUUCAGCAAUCCGCAUGGUCAGGGUGAGGCGCAAGGGAGGAAGUGGGCUAGCGGUGGGUACGACGGAGCGGGGUAUGGAUGA